Molecule: messenger RNA, 3061 nt
Organism: Magallana angulata
Lineage: Eukaryota; Metazoa; Mollusca; Bivalvia; Ostreida; Ostreidae
Product: methionine synthase reductase-like
Exons: 2
Coding region: 101-2299 (732 amino acids)
Biological process (GO): homocysteine metabolic process
Cellular component (GO): cytosol
Molecular function (GO): flavin adenine dinucleotide binding; FMN binding; [methionine synthase] reductase (NADPH) activity
Source: RefSeq, a predicted model, not a curated record
CCUGUAUUGGGUAAUAACACACGGCCAGUGAGUGAUGUAAUUGAUCUGAAGGCCAUUCUGAUAUUCUACCAGUAUAAAGAGACCAGGACAUAAGUAGAAGAUGCCUUUAAAGAGGAAGCGUUUUUUACUUUUAUAUGGAUCCCAGACUGGACAAGCUGAUGCUAUAACAGAGGAGAUCCUUGAUAACUCAGCAGCCCAUGGACUGGAAUGUGAAAGACACUGCCUCAGUCAGGCAGAGAAGAAAUUCACUCUGGAAAAGGAAACCUGUGUUGUGAUUGUGACCUCUACCACUGGGGAUGGUGAGCCACCCGAAACAGCCCUCAAAUUCUUCAGACGACUGAAGAAGAAAACACAUUCUAGUGAUUAUUUAUCACACCUUAAUUAUGCACUGUUAGGUUUGGGUGAUUCUAACUAUACAAACUUCUGCAAUGCAGGUAAAACUUUGGAUAAGAGACUUGAAGAGUUAGGGGCCAAGAGAUUUUAUUUAUCAGGCUGGGCUGAUGAUGCAGUGGGUUUAGAACAAGUAGUAGAACCAUGGAUUGAGGGGCUUUUCCCAGCACUCCUCAAAUUCCUAUCUUUCAACUGUCCAGAUUUGUCAGGCACUAGUCAAAUAACAGAAAUCUGUGAAAUUGAAGUAGAAAGAAGUCACUUUGAUAAAGAUGGAGAAUCCAGUGAUAAGAAAAUUGAAACUAAAAUUACUGAAUCAAACGGUCAUUUUAAGGAAAAAGAAAGUCAAGCAAAGAAUACCACUGAUUCAACUGAACCAAACAGUGAUAAGUUUGAAAGUGAAUCCUCUUCAACUAUUAGUAAUGGUAAAGGAUUGAAUGAAACAGAAGACUUAGUAAAGCACAUUGAAGGUAUAACCUUAGAAGAAUCAACAGAACCAUCACUCAGAAAGUCAAUUGCACCUCUCUGUGAUGCUGCAGUCACUGUUCCUUUACUUCCAGCAGCCUACCUCUCCAUUAAUUUUGAUAUUGAUCAAGAUAUGAAACCAUCUCUUCUUCCAUCUAAUUCAUCAGCUGUGACAACUAUUUCAGAGGCAACAGUUAUUCGAACAGAUAUUUUGACUUCAAAAGAAGCACUGAAGAAAACAUUAAGACUUAGACUAAAAAUUGGUGAAGAGUUUGAAUACCAGCCAGGAGAUUCUGUUUCAGUUUACUGUCAGAAUGAAGAGAAAGAGGUGGAAAUGCUGCUAAAGAGACUAAAUGUUCUAGACAAAGCUGACAUUAUCUGCCAAAUAGAACUGAUGAAAGACACCAAGAAAGCCAAAGCGGCCAUUCCACUCCACAUUCCUACCAUUACCACCCUCAGGACCUUAUUCACAUACAAUAUUGACAUACGAGAACCUCCCAAAAAAGCUGUGAUCCGACAACUUGUCGAAGGAACAACAAAUCCACAGGAAAAAAGAAGGCUGCAAGAAUUGUGCAGUAAACAGGGAAUGGGUGACUACACAAGCUUUAUUAGGAAUCCUGAAAUCAGUAUCUUAGAUCUCCUCCUGGCAUUCCCAUCCUGUAAUCCUGAUGUUGACAGGUUGAUCGAGUCUCUUCCUAAAUUACAACCAAGACCUUACUCAGGCUGCAGCUCACCUCUGAAGACACCGCAACACCUAGACAUUGCCUUCAAUGUGAUAAAUAUUCCUGAGGGCGAUGGCAGGAGUUUUGCAAGGCAAGGAGUAUGUACUGGUAUGUUGGAUAGGGUGACAAAUCAGAAUCAAAUCAGGGAAGAGACAGCAGAAGAUGGGACUAAUACGGAAAUCUUCCAGUUACAGAUUUCCGCCAGACCUAAUCAGUAUUUCCGCUUGCCCAGUGAUGUAUCUAUACCACUCAUUUUGAUUGGACCAGGGACAGGAGUGGCACCAUUUGUCGGCUUUCUUCAACACAGGGAGAUGCAGAAAAACUCAGCAGAAUUUGCUGACCAAGCAUUCGGAGAAAUAUUUCUUUUCUUUGGUUGCAGGAACAGGUCACAAGACUUUUUAUUCAAAGAAGAGCUGAUGAGACUACAGAAAGUGGAUAUUUUAAGUAAACUCUAUGUCUCAUUUUCUCGUGAAGCCAUAUCACAAGAGGAUCCAAAGUAUGUCCAGGACAAUAUCAAAAGUAAUGCUGAGCAGGUACUCCAAUUGAUUUACAAUCAGAAAGCAGUGAUAUAUGUAUGUGGAGAUGCCAAGAACAUGGCCAAAGAUGUGAAUCAAACUUUUAUGAAAAUAUUGCAAGAGAAGAAAGAAAUGACAGAGAGUGAGGCAAAGUCUUUCAUCACCAAAAUGAGGUUGGAGAGGAGAUAUUUAGAAGAUGUUUGGACGUAACUUUAAAAUGAAACAUCGGAUUCCAAGAAUAUGGCAUGUUGUGAUUCUGAAUUAUUCUUACCGAAAAUUAUUUUGAAAAUGUUGAAUUAAGUAGAACUUUAAGUGGAAUUCAUUCUAGUAGUUGUUGCAUUGAUGUAUAGUUCUAAUGUUAUACUGUUGUACAAUGUAUAACAGUUAAACAAUUCUUUUGUUUAAUCUUUAUGAUUUUAGAUACUCCUUUUGCAAUAAGUAAACAAGAUUCAUUUACUCUUAUGAAUUCAAUAGGCUGACAGUGGGCUAAUAUCAGUGCUCAAAAUUUUAUUUUGUUUGUUUAAUCCAUACCAGCUACAUUUGGGUAAAAAUUAUUUUUAAGAAUUACUUUUUAUUUCCUUUUAACCAAAAUUCUGUUGAAAUGAAUUAUAAAGAAAUAUAUCAAGCCCUUUAAAUAGUAAUUACAUGUACAUGUAUGUGUGACUGCAAUUAUUUUUAGUUCCAUGCAGUCUCUCUCAAGCAAUCUUUCUUAAAAAUAUGCAUGUUGUUGUUAUUAAUUGAAACAACAUGGUUUUUAUUUGAUGAUGUAUGAAAACCUUUAACCACGCGUGUGUUAAAAGCUUUGUUUAUUUAUAAACCAGAUAGUUAAUCAUGUUUUCAUUUCUUGACCAUUUAGAUUUUAUCUUUGAACUAAUAUAAAAUCAUGUAUCAGAUAUUCUAUUGUUAUCAAUUUCUCAUGAAUUAGUUUUCAAUAAAAAAAUUAAACAAAUGCAUUAUCUUUUACAGACAUUU